Molecule: messenger RNA, 1758 nt
Organism: Cavenderia fasciculata
Lineage: Eukaryota; Evosea; Eumycetozoa; Acytosteliales; Cavenderiaceae
Exons: 2
Coding region: 1-1758 (585 amino acids)
Source: RefSeq, a predicted model, not a curated record
AUGAAUGAUAAUAAUUUAUCAAUUUGUUUGAUAUUAUUUAUACCAUACUCUUUUUCUUUGGAUCAUGGAAAGAAAAAUAUAUUGACAGAUUGUGAAAACAAGAAACAAUAUUUAAAUUCAGAUUUCAGUUUGGCAUUUGAUAUGGAAUCACCUUUGAAAUCUUUAAAAUGGGGUGAUGGAUUGACAAAGGUAUCGAUUGAAUUGAGUGGGUCGUCUCGACCACUCAUACAAGGAAUGAAGCAUAAAUUCCAACCUCUAACAAGUAACCACAAGUUUUUUGAUUUGGCCGGUGAACAAGACAUACACACUCUAAUGCACUACAGUUGUGGCAAGCGUACAUCUACAGUUCAAUUCAAAUUUCAAGAACCAGCUUCUAACUUUGUAUUUGUAGUUUUUGGGUUGAUACCUAAAACCCUUCUCAAAUUGACUAGUUUUGGGUUGAAUAAUGAAAUAGCCGAUAUGACAAGCAGCUGGAAAUCAUUGGACAAGGGAUUAUUGACAUCGAUGGACAAGGAAAUAGAGUUUACCUCUCAUCACAAUGAAUCACAUUCAAUGGUUUUAGAAUUUGAUAUUCAGUCUACCGGUAGUUAUAUUAUACUUCAAUCUUCCAAUUUUACAUCAAGAAUUGAAGCAACUCUAAAUAGUGAUUGUAAAGAGAAUUGUGGUGGUAUUGUAGUUUAUUAUUCUUUAAUUGCAAUUGGCUGUCCUGAUCCUAUUCCAUCUCCUACUCCAGCUCCUACUCCAACCCCUACCCCAUCCCAAACACCUACUCCAACACCUACACCUACACCGACACCAACUCCAAGUCAAACUCCAGCACCACCAACUCCAAAACCAACACCUCCACCAGUUGAAUGUAAAAUUGAAUCAUUUAUUUAUGCCGAUCUUAAUGCAAAUGGCUUAUACAAUUCCAAUGAAAGUCCAUACGAAGGAGUUGAGGUACAACUAUUAUCAUCACCCCGAGGUGAGUUACAAGAUACAUCAUUUGCAGACAACACUGGUAAAUACCAAUUUAACAAGGUCCUGCCAGGUAGAUAUUGUUUGCGUAUGGUCAAUCCAACAGGCUCAAAAAUAUCACCAGAGACUAUUGGAAAUGCAUUUAAUCGAACUACUGGAAGGACCCAACACUUUAUUCUCAAUGGAACAGAAUCAAUCUAUUGCCAACUCAUUAAAAAGACAGAUGGCGGUAUCAUUCCCAGAGUAUUUGCCAUCUCUGGUAAUGUUUGUAAUGACAUUAAUCGAGAUGGACAAGUCCAAUCAAAUGAUACUGGCAUUGAAGGUAUUACAGUCAUUCUUAGAGGAUACCAAGGCAAUGAAAUCGAUCGAACUGAAACCGAUGCCUACGGUGACUAUCUAUUUGACAGUAUUCCAAAUGGCAUCUAUUACGUCCAAAUCAUUAAACCCGAUGGAUACAACUUUACAGGGUACCCAGCCUCUAAAAACAAAGAUGGAGUCAUUCCACAGAAUCUUCAAGUCAGUAAUUUCAACCUUACUCUCAAUAUUCCAAAUAUGUCUUUGAUCAAAGCUCAACUAGUUUCAAAGGAUAAUGAUGGUUGUAUGUUUACUGAUGAUCAACAAGUUCCAAGUACUACUGGUACAACUGUUUCAGGUACACCACUUCCAAACAGUCCAAGUCUUAAAAAAAGAAAUAUCAUGAUCCCAUUUGAAAUACCUAAAUUGGAUGCAGACCUAUCAGCAGGUUUAGGAACUCUUAAAAAAUUUGGUAAUGAUUUGGAAAAUCAUUUGAAAUCAAAAUAA